UUCAUAGAAUAUGAUCGGAGAUCUCAUAACGAUGCUAUUUUGCAUUAAACUUAUCGGAAUAUUGCUAACCGCUGGCAACUAAUUAUGAUUCUUCAUCGAACACCGUAUUCAUCGUUAAAAAUAGGAUGAAUUCGUUUGAGGAUGACAUGUUUGCACUUAGCGACGAAGAUUUGCCAAUACAGACACCGAUAUGUAAUCCCGUGGAGGAGCAUUUAAUGAAACAGCUUUCUUAUGUGCAAGCUCGAAUCGAGAGAACGAACAACGAUAUCAAAGAUGUCCAAGACACGACCAGGCGUAUUCUGCAGACGUUGCAGUAUCAAGCUCAGUAUGGAGAAAAUGAAAUUUCGGAUUCUGACAGUGACCUGUACACUAUCGAUAGGCAACCAGUGGUGAAAAAGAAACGGAGAGUUGAAAAACCUAAUGAAAUUCUGAUUGUAAAAAGUUAUUGGAAACGCAUUCUUUGGGAUAAAUGGGUCACUGGUGUGAUUCUGCAAAACACUUCGACGCAAGUGCUGUACGAUCCCCAGAUUUACAUUGAUCUGAAGGGAUACGAUGAAAUUGCCGCUUCGUCCAAGUUUUGGUCCGUAGUGAAUGGCAUAGUUUGCUACCAGACCGACGUGAUUCAGUCGCGACAAGAAGUUGUGGCCACAAUCGUUCUCGAUCUACCAAAGUUCGAGGAGGACUCUUUUUGCGAUGCUUACGGAAUGAUUUCGUACCAAGUAAACGAGAAACAGUAUCAAACCCCUGUGCCCACUAUACGACUCCUUGCCGAAGAGACGGUCGAUAACAAUUGCGGAAUCAAAUUUUCGAAUAAUAUAGAGCACAGUAUUUUAGCACUGAAAAGUACAUCGAUCGAGAAAACGGUUGGUAUACAAAUCGAACAUCAUCCUGGAAGGGGUGAGCGUCUUUUGGGAUUUUUAGAAGAGAAAUCAUUCGAGGAAAUCUGCGCGGACGUGUACGUCGUAAAAACGACCGGAACUCUAGUAUUUUGCUUAAUAGAAAUACUCCCCAUAGUCGAGGGGGAAGCCAGAUUAAGAAUUUUUUCAAGAUCUGGUAGUCAAAUGAACAUAAUGUUACGACUUCUACGGGACCAGUUUCCAGACAUGACCGUUCAGGACAACGAUAAUGGCGUUCACGCAGCAAUUUCUCUAUUAGAAGAAUUAAAAUUAUAUCUACGAAACGGUAGUACCUCCGAGCAGCAAAUGGCAAGAAUUAAAACUGAUCUGUUUGUCAUUCAAUGA
Messenger RNA from Dufourea novaeangliae, 1241 nucleotides. RefSeq lists its product as uncharacterized. The transcript has 4 exons. NCBI's taxonomy places the organism in Eukaryota, Metazoa, Arthropoda, Insecta, Hymenoptera, Halictidae. The record is from RefSeq and is a predicted model, not a curated record. Bases 126 to 1241 code for a protein of 371 amino acids.